Messenger RNA from Culicoides brevitarsis, 5414 nucleotides. It is a transcript of the gene Gug, whose product is annotated as arginine-glutamic acid dipeptide repeats protein. Bases 248 to 4984 code for a protein of 1578 amino acids. Lineage: Eukaryota; Metazoa; Arthropoda; Insecta; Diptera; Ceratopogonidae. Gene Ontology annotation, cellular component: nucleus. Gene Ontology annotation, molecular function: transcription corepressor activity. The transcript has 14 exons. The record is from RefSeq and is a predicted model, not a curated record.
CCAUCAAAUUUGUGCAUUCUUUUUUUCCACAAAAUUCGUGUAUAAAUAAUGCAAUAAAAGUGCAAAAAAGUCCCAAAUACGCAACGCGAGUGACCCGGGAAACGAAUUAACGCAAAAGUAUCCAGUCCUUAAUCGUAGUAAACGCAAGAGAAGAUAUUCAAAUUUAUUAUGCACAAGAAAUCAGUCAGAUAAAUGGUAUCGUUUAACCCAACGGAUGUCUGCUCAGAAUCGGUAGUUGUCCGUAUUAAUGGCUGCAACAACUGAAGGUGAAAUUCGAGUGGGUCCUGGUCAUCAGGUAAACGGCGAUAUUUAUGCUAAACUACCAGAUUAUCAGCCAAUUGAGAAUUACAAGCCGGAAAAAGAUGGUCUACGUGAAUUGGAAGAGACACGUUGGAAUCCCGGUGUUGUAUUGGAUGGGGACCUGUUAAUGUACCUACGUGCAGCACGUUCUAUCUCAGCUUUUCAAGGAAUGUGCGACGGUGGUUCACCUGAAGAUGGUUGUGUGGCCGCUAGUCGAGACGAUACAACAAUAAACGCAUUAGACGUUCUACACGAUUCUGGAUACGAUCCUGGUAAAGCUCUGGAAGCGCUAUUAAAAUUUCCGGUGCCAAAAGGAAUUGACAAGAAGUGGACAGAAGAAGAAACAAAACGAUUUAUCAAAGGAUUACGACAAUUUGGAAAAAACUUUUUUCGCAUACACACAGAUUUAUUGCCGCACAAGGCAACCCCCGAAUUAGUAGAGUUUUACUACUUGUGGAAGAAAACUCCGGGCGCGAAUAAUAAUCGCCCGCAUCGCCGAAGACGCGCAAGCAGCUUGCGUCGCAUCCGUAAUACACGAACAAACAGCAACGCCGGCAAUAAUAACAAAGAAACGGCAAAAGAGAAGGAAAACAACAAAAACAACAAGGAUCAAACGCCCGAACCGCAAGUUGCCGAAACGACGCCAACGACAAUUGUCGCUGCCUCCACGAUCACGACGACAAACACGACCACGACGACGACAAAUAGCACGAACAGCAACACGAACAACAACAAGGAAGAAAACAGCUCCGUUUCGGAGGACGAUGCUAGUGAGUGCGACAGUGAUUCGAGUACAACAAACAAAGGAUCAAUUGUAGCCAGUGGAGAAUUUGGUGAAGAAUCACCAUCGAGAAUGCGUACACGCAACAAACAAACAGCCAAGGAUCAAAACAAUACGAGUGGCAAACGGGCGAAACGUGGCACCGACACGCCAGACACGACCGCGCAAAAUGACAACCCAAAGACGCCGAGCAAGACGGAGAAGAAGAACAACAAAGCCACGAAAGAGACGCCGCAAAAGGGCAAGAAACGCCCCAACGAGUCGGAGCCCAUCGAGCAAAAUGACGACAAAGACAUGAAACGCAAGCGUUCCGACAGCCCGGCGGAGAGCGUAACAACCGACAGUCGUCCCGGAAGUGUGCUCGACGAAGCCGAAUCGAACAGCGAGCCCUCAGAAACUGCCCUCGUUGCAAAAGAAGGCGAAGAAAAAGACCCGCUGUCAUUGCCGACAGACGAAAAAACAUCAUCGCCCAAAGAAGAAAUCGUCGCCGAUCAAAAACCAACUGAAAAUCCCGUCACGGACGACAAAGAAAUCGCUCCGAAUGACGCGAAAAAGGAUGACGACGCCCCAGAAACACCCGCAGUUCCCGUCAAAGAGCAAGAAAUGCUGAAACAACUCGCAAACAUGAAACAAGAAACCGCAAAUAACGCGAAUAACACGGAAGAAGUGAAAGAUGUCGUCUACAGCAUAAAGAAGGAACCGCGCGACGAACAAAACAAUCAAGCGGAAACACCCGCAGAAAACGAACCGCAUGAUCUCAAAGUGAAAUUAGAAAUCAAAUCGGAGGGAAAACCCGCAGUUGGCGACGAAAAACUCCCCGUUGACACAGAAAAAGCCGAAAAUUCCGAAGAUGCGGAAAAUUUGACAACUACAAAGGCUCCAACAGCCUCCGCGGAAGACGAAAAAGUCGAAACGAAAGUUUUCGCGGAUAAACCUCCCGCAUCUGGAGAUCAAAUAAUGAUCAAAUCAUUCGCACAAGACCUUUCGGGAAGCGGAAAAUAUCCUCCGCCCGCUCCGGAGGGCGACACAAAAUACGAUGGUGUUCCAUUAAAAGGUGCUUAUCCCCCCGCCGGAGCAAUUCGACAUCCAUACGGUGCGGAAAUGAUGAAAUUUGAUCCCGUUACAGGCAAAUAUCCGCCAAUGGGACCUCAAGACAUGAAAUUUGGCGCUCCUGAUGCGCAUCUCGGUAUGAAAUUCGGCGGAGAACAAAUGCCCAAGUUGCAAUUUUCGGCAGAAAAUUUGAUUAAAAAUAGUGAUCCAGCGAAAUAUGCAAGACCUGAAAGUCCCUCGUCUCGCGUCACGCCGAAUCAGGAUAGUCAGGGAAGUAAUAGUAGUUCACAACCGCCGCUUGCGAUCCCAUCACGAUUGCCGGGUGAGAAUUGGUCUCCUUUGACAUCGCAAUCAGGUCCUGCUAACACGCCGCCAACGUCGAGUAACGCAUUGACACCGACAACGCAAAGCCCAUCGCCGUUCUUCUCGUCAACGGGACCCUUCCAUCGCCCGUAUCAAGAUUCGAAGCCCCCCAGCAGCACAACGGGUCAAUUUCCGCCUGCUGCGCAUCAAGGCGCCACGCAAUCUCCGCAAUUUGCGUCACUCGGAGGUCCUCCGCUUCCAUCGGCAUCGUCGCAAAACAUAUCAGCAGCGCCGGGAAGACCCAACGAAGCGUUACCGCAUUCAGCGCGCGAUCCAAAUGGAGGUCCUCCUGCACGUGGGCCGUCGCCCAUGACACCCAUGAUUCCGGGAAUGCCGCCUUCCGCAGCCGCAAUGUUGAAUCAUUCACUGCCUUUGCACUUACCGCAUCCCAAUAUGCAUUUGCCGCCGUCGCAUCUUGGAGGUCCCUUGCAUCCCGGCGCUCUUUUACCGCCAUCUAUGGGCGGCCCAAAUGCUCCAUUGUCGCUAAUUGGACCGCCGUCGCAACCUUCAAGUGCAUUAACGACACUCAUGGAUGUCGCAGCAGGACGUCGUUCGCCAAGUGCUCGCACAGAUUUACAUCCGCCGCCAUCUUCGUCGUCAUCCGCAGCUUCGACGCAAAAUACUCCCUCAGCUUCGUCGAUUAAUCGAUCGAGUCCGAGUGUUUCGAGUGCUUCAAAUUCGCUUCAUCGUUCGCAGAGCCCUGCCGGAAGUCAAGCUGGCGGUUUGAGUCGAACAUCUCCCUUGCAUCCGAUCGCACAAAGUCCCCUGGGACCUCAUUCGCAAACCGCAUCGUCGACAAUGGCUGCCAUCGCUGCAGAACGCGAACGUCAAAUUAUGCGACAACAAUCACCUCACAUGACGCCGCCUCCCACGAGUGUUUCCUCGUUGAUGGUAAGUCCGCUGAACAAACUUUAUCCAUCGUCGGGACCACAUCAACGCGGAAGUUUGGGCACUUCUCCGCCGCCGCCAUCGCAUUUCAGACCUGGCGCAUCGCCGCCUGUUAUUCGACACGCACAACACCCUUCGAUGGCUUUGCCGAUUCCCAUGAUGGGACAUCCGUCGCAAGCGAUGCUGCAUCCGUCGCAAAACCCGUAUGCGCAUCCGUUGUCGAUGUUUUAUCCGCAUGGUCCCUUUCCGCCGGGAUAUUCUCCGUAUGGACCUUCGCCGUAUGGACCGGGAUUUGCGUAUAUUAAGCCUCCGGGUCCCGAUGGUCAAUUAAUGGGACAUCAUCCGACGAGUGUUCCGCCUCCGAGACAAGAUGAAUCGCCGCACGGGAAUAGCAAACCACUUACGCCGCAUGAUAAAAACAAGACGCCUACUCCGACGACGCCAAAACCAUCGAGUUCGGGACCGCCAACAGGUUAUCCGGGAUAUCCGCCGGGACAUCCGUACAUGGAUCCGCAUAUGGCGGGCAAACAAACGCACAUGGAAGCACUCAGAGGACAUGCACUUUCUGCUGCGGGACAUGGACCAUUACAAGUCGACACAUUGGAUAUUGAGCCAGAUCCUGAACCUCCAUCGCCCGUUCACAAUAUCGAUCGAGGCCCAAGUCCUGAAGCUAAACCCGACGACACCGAAUGUCACAGAUCACAAUCCGCAAUAUUUGUCCGACGAUGUGACAGAGGUGACUACAACUCAUGCACUCGUACAGAUUUAGAAUUCAAGCCAGUGCCUGAUUCUAAAUUAGCGAAGAAACGGGAAGAGCGCGAUCGAAAGAUGGCUGAAAAGGAACGUGAGAGAAAAGCUCAGCAAGCACAACAACAAGCCCAACAAGCACAACAGAAAUCUUUACCUCCGACUCCGGGAUCAAGUAUGAAGCCAGAAGUCAAAUAUCCAGACACUCCUGCGCUGCGACAACUUUCCGAAUAUGCAAGACCUCAUGUUGGAUUCAGUUCUGUGGAAUCGAUGGUGCCGCCCUCCUUCCAUCCAUUUUACAAUCGUGAUAGGGAAUUUGAUGAUCCUCAUAAACAUCCGAUGCAACCUGGAAUGCAUAUACCCGGAAUGCCUCCUGGAAUGCCGCCCGCAUCUAGAUUGGAUCCCCAUUGGAUGGAGUUGUAUCGCAGCAGAGGGAUGCACCCGUCCCAAUUUCCGUUGUACGCAAAUCCAGCGGCAAUUUCGCAGUUGGAACGCGAACGUUUGGGUAUUCCUCCACAUUUGAUGGAUCCGUCAGACCCAAUGGUAAAACAUUUAUUACUACGAUUGGCUGGUGAAUACUAUCACUCCCAUAAUCAUACUCAUGUCCAUUUACAUUCACAGCAGCAAUCUGAGGCAGGAUUUCAGCUACCACCGAAUGUACCUUCUUAUGCGAGACCGAACAUUAUGUUACCGAGGGAUCCAGCAGACCCCUUUUUACGCAUGUCCUACGCUGAUCAGUUGCAGGCUGCUGAGUUCCAAAGGCAGUCAAUGCAGGAACAUUAUUUUAGACAACAGGAACGUGAAAUGAAAGUACGAGCACUCGAGGAAGCUGCACGCGGCAAACCUCCAAUCUAAAUGUAAAACCUUACAAUUUAAGGCAACUUUUAACUUAUAACUCUCUCUUUUGAAGGAAAAAAAAACAAAAAAUAGUGUGUUUGUAAAAAAUAUUUAAAAAAAUAAAAUAUUUAAGUAUAUAUUUUAAAUUAAAAAAACAAAAAAAGUGACAAUUGACGAAGGUCUCACAAGCGAAAAUCAAAGUAUUUAUUUAAAAAAGUGUCGCAAAUCCAGAGAAGAACACAAAAACAACUAUUUAAUACCAAAAUUCCUCUUUCCUCGUUGAUGGAGGCCCUAUUUUAAUGAUAAAAUAUAUUAAAAAAUUAUUAUUCUUAUGCGUGUUUGUAUUAAAAAAAAUGAAAAACUAGACAAAAAUAAGUAUUUUCCUCUUAUUUAUAAAAAUUAUUCUACUUUUAACUAUAUUAAUGAACAAAAAACAAAAUAUUACUCA